Debaryomyces fabryi is the source of this 936-nucleotide messenger RNA. RefSeq lists its product as uncharacterized. The record is from RefSeq and is a predicted model, not a curated record. Lineage: Eukaryota; Fungi; Ascomycota; Pichiomycetes; Serinales; Debaryomycetaceae. Gene Ontology annotation, molecular function: 8-oxo-dGDP phosphatase activity. The transcript has a single exon. Bases 1 to 936 code for a protein of 311 amino acids.
AUGACUCAAACCUCAUACAUAGACAUUAUAAGGAAAAUAGAUAGCUUUCCUUAUGAAGAGGAUGCAUUCUAUUAUAAAUUGAGAACCCAUGAUAAUUCUGCAACCUUGGGAUACAUAACACCAACAAUUUCACAGUACUUUCAAGAUGAGCAAGAUAUUUUGCUUAAUACUGAAAAAAAGACGUUGACCUUAUCUCCUAACUUGGAUACUAUUGAGAAAAGGAAUGCGUUAUUCAGUUUGAUCGCUACGAAAUGGCGUAAAAUACCCUGUUUUUCGGAAUCUCUUGAUAAGGGCUGGAGAGACGAAUUGUACACAGUGUACAACCCUACUCAUACACCGUAUGUGCAAAUCGAAAGAGCAUUCUCGGUUUUAAUUGGAGUUAUCACAUAUGGCGUUCACAUCAAUGGAUACAUACCUGCCCAUAAGUCUUCAAACGGGAAACUUAAGAUGUGGGUUCCUAGAAGGUCUGCUACAAAACCAACAUAUCCUGGUAUGCUCGACAAUACUGUUGCUGGUGGACUAGGAUACCCGUAUGGUAUCUGGGAGACUGUUAUUAAGGAAUGCCACGAGGAGGCCGGCUUAGGAGAAGAAUUUGUAAACACUCAUAUUAGAUCUGCUGGUGUUGUUCUGUAUAUCUACGAACCAAAUGGUCGUAAAGAUACGGUACAACCAGAGGUAGAAUAUAUAUACGAUCUAGAGUUUGAUAAUGAAACAGAUGUUCUUCCUUACCCUGAAGAUGGUGAGGCCGAAGACUUUACCUUGAUGGAUGUUAAUGAAGUUUUGGAAAGGUUACUAAAUAAUGAAUUUAAGCCAAAUUGUGGUUUGGUAGUUACAGAUUUCUUAAUUAGACAUGGUUAUAUAACACCUGAAUCAGAUAAGAAUUAUCUUGAAAUCGUAUCUAGAUGUCAUAGAAUAAUGCCAUUUCCAACCAUUUAG